Messenger RNA from Chrysoperla carnea, 6708 nucleotides. RefSeq names its product phosphatidate phosphatase LPIN3 (gene Lpin). Gene Ontology annotation, cellular component: nucleus. Gene Ontology annotation, molecular function: transcription coactivator activity; phosphatidate phosphatase activity. Gene Ontology annotation, biological process: triglyceride biosynthetic process; positive regulation of transcription by RNA polymerase II; fatty acid catabolic process. The transcript is spliced from 13 exons. The record is from RefSeq and is a predicted model, not a curated record. Lineage: Eukaryota; Metazoa; Arthropoda; Insecta; Neuroptera; Chrysopidae. Bases 92 to 3169 code for a protein of 1025 amino acids.
UUAUAAACAGAUUUCUUGUGGAAAUAUCAUCAUUCAUAGUUUGUUCAUCAUAUUCAUUCAUACUUAAAUAAAAAAAUUAUAAAAUAAAAAAAUGAGUGUAAUUGGUCGUGUAUUUUCAAAUUUUCGUGAUUUUUAUAAUGAAAUUAAUGCAGCUACAUUAACUGGUGCUAUUGAUGUUAUUGUUGUGGAACAACCUGAUGGAACAUUUACAUGUUCACCAUUCCAUGUACGAUUUGGAAAAUUGGGAGUUUUACGUAGUCGUGAGAAAGUGGUUGAUAUUGAAAUAAAUGGACAACCUCAAGAUAUUCAUAUGAAACUAGGUGAUAGCGGUGAAGCAUUUUUUGUAGAAGAAACAGAUGAAUCAGAAGAUGUACCUGAUCCAUGGGCAACAUCCCCAAUACCAAUGUCAGAAUUGGAAGAGUUGUAUACAGCAGCCACUGCUGAUAAACCACGUCGUAAAAGUAUUGAUCUAGGUGUUAACAAAACUGAUUUACUUGAUUGUAAGAUAGAAAAUGAAGUCAACGACUACUCACAACGUCGUAAUACUGGAGGCAACGAACGUGAUUAUACAACACAGAAGCGUGAAUUCUUAUCACGACAAAUUGGUCUUGGUAAUAUUCCACAAGUUGAACAAUCUCUAGAGGAUAUUUCAACAUUAACAAGCUCAAAUAUUUCCAUCAAUAUCAGUGAUUCCACUAAAGAUGAUGAUCAUAUUUUCCAAAUGGAUAAUAUAAAUGAUCCAAUACCUGAGCCAAUUCCAUCGCCUGCACCAAAACCAGUUGACGUGGAGCCAACAAUACAACCAAAAAUAUUUUCUGCAGAAACAGUAAAUGCUGAUCAAGUUUUAGUUAAUAAAUUUUCACCAAUCAAGACUGUGGAAAUAAAUCAUACCACAAACGUUGCCAUUAAAAAUGAUUUAGAUUUACCAAUUGAAAAAACUGAACCAGAAACUAAAAAUGGGAAAAAACGACGCAGGAAAAAAUCUGUAAUGAAAAAGAAAAAUUCACAACGUAAAACAGCUGUCAUUGAAAAUAAUACUAUAAAUAGUGUUGAAUCCAAAGAUGUCAACAGCGUUCCUAGUACGGUUAUUGAAACUAGUGAGACUAAAAUGUCUGAUUCAUCGACUGAUAAAAGUAUAUUAGGUACUGAUGAAUCUGAAGAUGUGGGAAUUGAUUCGGAAACAACACCGACUACACGACCAUUAAAUCGUGAUCCUGAUUUCCAUUUCUUCAGUGAUACUGAACUUACGACUGCUAAUAGUGCCAAUGCAUCCAGACCAAGUACACCAGUUCAAUCUGAUACUGAAUUUGAAUUCUCACAACGCAAGGCUGAAAAUGAAAAAGUUGGACAAAGUUGGGCUUGGGGACAAUUACCAAGUACUGCACAAAAUGAGGGAUUAGGAAAAGAAGAUAGUCAAGAUCAAAAUGCCGAACGUAAUUCAAUGUUAAGUGGAAUGUUUAGCUUUAUGAAACAAAGUAAGCGUAUGCGUCAUUCUAAAGAUUCAGAAGGAAUAUAUUUGGCUGAUUUAAGUUCAGGAAAUCUUGAUCCAGAAGUAACCGCAUUAUAUUUCCCCAGAAAACACAGUAAACAAACAGAACAUGACAAUGACUGUGAAUCUGGUAAUGGACCUUCACUACCUCAAAGUCCUAAUAGUGUUGAAGGGGCCAAAUCAAUUGACUCAGAUUUCGAUGAUGCAACCAAAGAAAAUCAACAUAAAUACUUUCAAGAUAUCUCACUAUCGCUAUGUGGUUGGCAAAAUCCUCCAACUCCAGAUAUAUUUCUUCGUCACAUUAUUCCAUUUUCUGAUUUAUGUAAUAAUCCAAGUUUACUGGAAUCAGUUGAUUUAGUUGUUCGCAUUAAUGGAAAAUAUUACAAUUGGAAAACUGCCAUUCCAAUUAUAAUUAGUGUUUUAAUUUAUCAACGUCCAUUACCGCAGUCAACUAUUGAACAAUUAUGUAAUCUUCAUAUGCCCGAAUCAAGUAUGGAGGAUAAAUCCAAGCCAGAAGUUCGAAGUUAUUCAUGGUGGAAUUGGAGACGUAGUAAGAGCUCUGUAGAUGCCACUACUGGUCAACUUUCAAUGGAUAGUCCAUCAGUUCAUAAAUCUGAAACAAAAUUAGAAUUGGAAUUGCAAGGCGAUAAUCAAACAAUGGAUGAAACAACACCAAAAAUAGAAAUUCAAAAUGAAAAUGAUCCCACGAAGCAAGAACAUGAAAAGUCUGUAAAGAUAAAUGAAAAUAUUGACGAUAAAAAUACAAAAUUAUCACAUAGUAAUCAACAGAGUAUGGAAGAAGCAGGUGGAUAUAGUGGUUCACAAAGUUCUGAAGAUAGUGAUCAAGUUACUCGUGGUCGUGAUAUUCCAAAUAUGAAACAAAAACGUUCUGAUAGUGAAGAAAAGUAUAGAAAAACUUUAAGAUUAUCAUCUGAUCAAAUUAAAAGUUUAGAUCUAAACGAAGGAGUAAAUGAAGUUGAAUUUAGUGUGACUACCGCAUAUCAAGGUACUACACGAUGUACGUGCCAUAUUUAUAGAUGGAGAUACGAUGAUAAAAUUGUGAUAUCUGAUAUUGACGGAACUAUUACUAAGUCAGAUGUAUUGGGACAUAUACUACCAAUUGUAGGAAAAGACUGGGCUCAAAAUGGUGUUGCUCAACUAUUUACUAAAAUUAAAAAUAAUGGCUAUAAACUAUUGUAUUUAAGUGCACGAGCUAUUGGUCAAGCCAAAGUUACACGAGAAUAUUUACGAUCAAUAAAACAGGGCGACUUAUCGUUACCAGAUGGACCAAUAUUAUUAAAUCCGACUUCGUUGAUGAGUGCUUUCCAUAGAGAAGUGAUUGAGAAGAAACCCGAAUUAUUUAAAAUACAAUGUUUGAGUGAUAUUAGAGCAUUAUUCCCUGAUACUAAUCCAUUCUAUGCUGGAUAUGGAAAUCGAAUUAAUGAUGUUUGGGCUUAUCGUGCAGUUGGAAUACCAAUAGUUAGGAUUUUUACAAUUAACCAUAAAGGAGAAUUAAAACAUGAACUUACGAAAACUUUCCAAUCAAGCUAUUCCAACAUGAGUUACAUUGUGGAUCAAUUGUUUCCACCAUUAUUAGAAGAUGCAAGUGAUUAUUCACAAUUUGUUUAUUGGCGGGAACCAGUACCAAUUGUUGACGAUGUUUUACCAGAAUUGAAAUAAAUAUAUAAUACUUUAACACAAAAAAUAUUUAAAAACAUUUAAAUAAUCACUUGAGAUAUUAAUUAUUAUUAUUAAUUAGCAAACUAUAGUCAUUUAAAAAGCUUAAAGCUAUUUUCUUAUAUUCCAAUUAUGAAUACAAAGCAUAAAACUUAUUUAUUUUACAAUAUUAAAAAAAAACUUUUGUCGGUAACUAAAUUCAAACGCUUUUCGCUCAAAAAUUUAAAAAAAAAUUUGUAUAAUUUUAAAACAUAUAACGAAAAAAAACAACAUACAGAAUUAUGACGUAUUAAGCAUGAAAAUUGGUUUUAAAUAAGACUGAUAGAUAAAAAAUUAGAAAAGGGUUGAAAUGUCCUAGAAUAGGAAAAUUGAAUUUUUGUAAGGCUCGUCAAUUUUCAAACUCAAUACAUAGUCUAUUCUGUAUAUUUUUGAGUUCACAUAAAAAUUUAAAAUCUUUAAAGCUCUAAGCGUUUGAUACCUUUCAAUUAACUAAUUUAAUAGUUGGUGUCAUUUUAUCAAAACAAAAACAAUAUUAUUGCUUUGACUUUCUAAUGGUUUUUUUGAAGUUGAAAAAAUCAUAUAACUUGAUUCUUUGACAUAUGACAUAUAUUUAAGCUUUAGUUAAAGUCAAAAGUGUUUAUAUUCAUACAAGAAGCAAUUUAAAUGUGUCAGCUUUUUAUUAGAUGCUUUAGAAAAAAUACUGAUCAUUAAAAUAAAAACGAUAUUAAUAAUAUUACAUUACAAAAAUCAGCACUAUCAUGGGUUACCAUUCAACAAAAUUCAUCAUUAAUCAGCAUAUACUUAAAAACGUUUGAUAAAAAUGAUAUUGAAAAAAGCUUUUUAGAUUACUUUUACAAAUUCUUUCUUUACAAUUUAUUUUCAGAGUUUCGAAGAGUUUAUUUUAAUAACACGUACCCCAGCGGAAUUAUUUCUUAACGGAACCAUUUAUUCUGAAUAUAUACCCAAGUAAACUCAAACUUACGAGGUAAAUAUACCCCAGUAAAUAUCGUGUAAAUAGCGCGUAUUAUAAUUUUGAAUGAGUAGAAUGUGAUUGUUGAUAAACUGGGAGUUGCAAUCGCACCAACUGGCGAUAAUAAUUUGUAGUUAUUACAAAAGAGAAAGGGUCCGUUAUCAGUAGUUCCAAUUUAGACUACCAGAUGGCAAUACCUGAACUGACCAUUUUGAAAGGCCAAUAUAAAUAUUCAAAUUCAAAUCAGAUAAAUCACGCCAAUUAGCGUUAAUAAUUCGUACUAAUUUAAACAGGUAGUGGAACGUUUUUCAUUAGUUCCAAUUUAGACUACCAGGUCACUUGCCAUUUAUCAAUAGUGAUUAAUUUGAAUCUGUUAAAUAUGAUUUGUGGCCGUGUGAAGAAAAUAUAAGGAGAGUAUUUACAUAAUAUAAAUGCAAAUUGUAUUUAAAAAUGACACAAUUAAAAUCUAGAUAAUGAAUUCAAUAUUAUAAACUUAGAAAAUGAAUAAUACUUAUCAAGGUUUAUUGAAGCGUUGGAGUUGUUAGACAUACAAUUUUAAGGAUAAGGUCGUCUGGUCCUGACACUAUACAAAGAUGUUGGUAUGCAGGCUGUACAAGUGAUAAGAGAAGGUUUCAUGUGGGUUGAAUGCACUGGGCAUAUAUUUUCUGGUGAUUUAUGUUGUAUAUACUAUUUUUAUUCUGCAUAAUCAUAAUAACUGAUUCCGUUAGGACUGUGUUAAUUUAAUUUAAUAAUUUUUAAGUGUGAUGAAAUCUAAAUAUAUGGUAAAAAAGGAAACAAUAUGGUAUCGACAAAAAAAAAAGGUUGAUGAUAGACGAAAUUAAAAUACUGAAUAGAAUAUUUGGUUGUUGAUACUAGUCCUAUAAAUAUUAAAACAUAUUUUUAUAAGCUCUUUUUUAUUUCUAAGUAACCACAUUUAGAAAAUUUACUAAUGGUUUUUAGUUUAUUAAAUAUACUAAAACUAAAAUGAAUUCAGAGUAGAUCUAUUUCUUGUUUUAAAAUAAAUAAAGACUGAACUUAGCUACAAUACUUAAUGCAUAUUAAAAUUUUACCGUAAUUUUUAACAUAAAACUUUUAUUUCAAGUAAAUGAAACGGAAUGAAUAUUACAUUACAUAAUAUUACAGAGCGUUAUUGACUUAAUAAUACUGAUUUUACUUUGGCUUACUGGCGCAAUUUACUUGUGGGUAUUUCGUAACUUAGCAUGUUAUGACAGUGGUUAUAAUAAAGCAAUGUUGAAGUGUUGAGAGAUUUGUAGAUAUUGAAUUUUUUUAAAUAUUCAACUGGAAUAUAAUCGGACUUUGGUAAAUCAGGGUUCUUAUGAAACAGGAGCUUAUUUCGUUUAUAGAUAUUUAGCUUGCAUUUCAAUCUCAAUUUUAGAGAUGAAGCAGACUCAAUUUUAGAGAUGGACACAUGAAAAAAGGUCCUCUCAUAUAGGGAUUUCUGUUCUUCACUUACCUGGAAAUUCAUCUCAUUCAGAGAAUUUUCUCAUUUAUUCAGGUUCGACUAUAUCGUUAUCAACACGUAAUACCAUAAAUAAAAAAAGAACCAUCAAAUUUUGGCUGAAAUUUCAAGACAGAGAAAGAUAUGUUCAGAUAACCGAUACGAGAAAAAUAAAAUAAUUUAGAUUAGCCAAUUUUCCAAGAAUUACAAUUUCAAAAACAGUCUAAAUUAUUUAUUUUGAUCACAGAUCUUAUAUAAAUAUGUUCUUUGCGUGUAAGUCGCCAUGCUAUUGGAUCACAACGUUGUCUCCGUCUGUCUCUUAAAUUAUGUUACCGGUCUGUAUGUUUAAUUUAAGUUCAUAAUUUUAAAUUCAUCCAUUAUUCGAUUGUAUAUUUUAUAAAAGCUAUUAAGAAGAAUGGUUAUAUUAAACCGUUUCUGUCUUGUAGUUUGGCCUAGAAAUUAGAGGUGUCUGUUCCCUCUUGUUUAUAAACUAAAAGUGUCCCAUUUUGGGCUAUCGCCGAUAUUUCACUAUAGAAAUCCUCAAUCAAAAAAUAAACAUCUCGAAUGUUGUUAAGUGUCAUUUAAAAAUUUUAAAUUCAAUUAAUAUUAACUUUUGAGAAACGUAUAAUCACUUUAAACUGCAAGAUGGUUCUUUAUGAAAAAAGUAAAUAAUUUAUAUAGAAAUAUUUUUUUAACUGAAUUAUUUGGCAAAAUUCAAAUUAAAGUUUUCCUGUUACUCUUACUAUUAUUAGGAAUUAAAUGCAAAAAUAUAUUUCCAUAUUAACUUGAUACCCACCCACUUCCCUGAGCUUAAAAUUAAAAACCACCGCUUUUUAGCCUCCACCUCUCUUGAUCUCAAUUAUCCCCCUUCCAUAACUAGUUUUAUGAGUAUACCUACCUACAAAUUAAUAUCAAAAAUAAGAUAUUAACUCAAGUUACGAUAGAAAGCUAGUAUGUAUUGAUUUCAAAUAUUUCAGCCAUAUAAUUUCCCAAAAAUCUAAAAAAAUAACUGAUUAUAGAGAAACCAAACAGCUUUAGAUUAACUUAAAAAUGCUGAAGAUGACUUUGAUGAAUUUUAACCACCAUAUUAAUGUUUUUGUUUAUAACUUAUAA